UACCUUAUUUGUUCCAUUAAAAUAGAUCGCCCCAAAGCGCUUGGAGGGAUAGUCCUGCUGUCUUCGUACUUUCCUAUCAAAAAUUCUUCGGGAAGCAUUUUUCUUUUGGCUUGAGGAGAGAUGAACGCGCUGUUCGUUCUUCUGCUGCUGCCUCUUCUCUCCCCUCUCUUGACUGCAAAUGGCAAACGGUUCCGUCUCCCGACUGACUCCAGGGCUUACCUCACCCAACAAGUGAACUGGUUUGAUCAGACGCUCGACCAUUUCUCUCCCACGGAUCAUCGCCAAUUCAAGCAGAGGUAUUAUGAGUUCCUAGAUUAUUAUGAUGUCUCAAAUGGGCCUAUAUUUUUGAAAAUUUGUGGUGAAUCUACUUGUCCUGGAAUUGUAAACGACUAUACCUCUGUGUUAGCAGAAAAAUUUGGUGCUGCUUUAGUUUCUCUUGAACAUCGUUAUUAUGGGAUGAGCUCCCCUUUCAAGCUUACAAUAACAGAAAAUUUAAGAUAUCUGUCCUCAAAGCAAGCAUUGUUUGACUUGGCUGUUUUUCGCCAGUAUUAUCAGGAAUCAUUGAACUCAAAAUACAACCGCUCAAAAGUUGAAAGCCCCUGGAUUGUUUUUGGUGUUUCAUACCCUGGGGCUCUCAGUGCCUGGUUCCGUUUGAAGUUCCCUCAUUUAACAUGUGGGAGCCUUGCAAGCUCAGCCGUGGUUCUUGCAGUCUACAACUUCUCCAAGUUCGACCAGCAGGUUGGUGAUUCAGCUGGUCCUGAAUGUAAAUCUGUUCUUCAAGAAAUAACCAAGCUUGUCGACGAACAACUUCCAUUGGAUGGAGUAGCAGUAAAGGAUUUGUUUGGUGCUUCUUCGGUUAAGGAUGAUGUUGACUUCUUAUACUUGUUGGCUGAUGCUGCAGCUAUAGCAUUCCAGUAUGGCAAUCCGGAUGUGCUAUGCUCCCCUCUGCUUGAAGCGAAGAAGUCAAAACAAAACUUGGUGGAAGCAUAUGCGAAGUAUGUGAAAGAAUAUUACCUCGGGAAGUUUGGUGCAUCACUUAAUGCAUAUAAUCAACAAAUCCUAAAGAAUACAUCUCUUGGUUCAGAGGGUGGUGAUCGAUUAUGGUGGUUCCAAGUUUGCACUGAGGUUGCAUAUUUCCAAGUUGCACCAACAAAUGAUAGUGUCCGAUCACCACGAAUUGAUACUAGGUAUACUCAUUCUAGAUAA
Molecule: messenger RNA, 1206 nt
Organism: Dendrobium catenatum
Lineage: Eukaryota; Viridiplantae; Streptophyta; Magnoliopsida; Asparagales; Orchidaceae
Product: probable serine protease EDA2
Exons: 9
Coding region: 121-1206 (361 amino acids)
Biological process (GO): proteolysis
Cellular component (GO): vacuole
Molecular function (GO): serine-type exopeptidase activity; dipeptidyl-peptidase activity
Source: RefSeq, a predicted model, not a curated record